UUUGGUUGUGAGUGAGAGAAAGUGAUAGUAAGAUUUGAAAAUGGGUGAUGAGGAAAUUCUUAAUCGCCAAAUAACACUACACCUCUCAACAACAACAAGGAAAGGUGGCUUAAUCACAAUGCCCUUCAUCAUAGCAAAUGAGGCACUUGAGAAGGUGGCAAGCUAUGGGUUGGUGCCAAACAUGAUCCUGUAUUUGAUGAGUGAUUACAAGAUUAGUGUAGCAAAAGGCACCAACAUACUCUUCCUUUGGACAGCAGCUUCCAACUUUUCACCAAUAUUAGGGGCAUUUCUCUCUGACUCGUAUUUGGGCCGCUUUCUCACCAUUGGCUUCGGCUCACUCUUUUCCCUUCUGGGGAUAUUCUUACUUUGGUUGACAACAAUGCUUCCACAACUGAAGCCACCUCCUUGCAACCAAUUCACUGAUGAUCACUGCGUAAAAGCCACUCAAUCUCAAUAUGCUUUCUUGAUAUUCGCCUUUAUUUUCAUUUCAAUCGGAGCUGGAGGUGUUAGACCAUGUUCAUUAGCAUUUGGUGCAGAACAAAUCGACAAUAAAAAGAAUCCCAACAACGAGAGGGCAUUAGAAAGCUUCUUUGGGUGGUAUUACGCAGCUAGCGCGAUUGCGGUCCUAGUUGCAUUUACAGGCAUUGUUUACAUUCAAGAUCAUGCUGGAUGGAAAGUCGGUUUUGGGGUCCCUGUCAUUCUCAUGAUUUUAUCGGUCCUUUUGUUCUUUGUAGCUUCUUCUCUUUAUAUCAAGACCAAAGUUAAAAACAGCAUAAUCAUCACAAGCUUUGUACAAGUGAUGGUUGUUGCUUGUAAGAACCGUAACGUAGUUCUUGGACCUUCAAACCCAUGGCAUCAUCAAAAAGACUCAAACGUCGUCGUGCCUAGCAACCGACUUAGGUUGUUGAAUAGAGCUUGCAUAACUCAGAACCCAAAAGACGUAUCACCAGAUGGCAACGCUUCAAAUCCAUGGCGUUUAUGCACGGUUGAGCAAGUAGAGGAGCUGAAAUCACUAAUCCGAGUCCUACCCUUGUGGUCAUCUGGCCUCAUGAUGUCAAUAAACGUAAGCCAGUCGUCGUUUCCAGUACUCCAAGCAAAAUCCAUGGACCGGCAUCUAGGAACCUUCCAAAUUCCAGCAGGCUCGUUCUCGUUUUUCACCAUCGCAAUGAUAGCAAUUUGGGUUCUUUUAUAUGACCGUGCAAUAAUCCCAUUGGCAUCAAAAGUUUUACAAAAAAAAGUCCAUCUUGGUGUUAAACUGAGAAUGGGAAUCGGUCUUGUGAUUUCCACAUUGGCCAUGGUCAUUUCCGCUGUUGUUGAACAUGUCAGAAGAAGAAAAGCAAUCGAGCAAGGGCUUUCAAACGAUCCGCAAGCAGUCAUACACAUGUCCGCAAUGUGGCUUGCUCCACAAUAUUGCUUACAUGGGUUAGCAGAGGCGUUUAGUGCAAUUGGGCAAAACGAGUUUUAUUACUCUGAAUUCCCGAAAAGCAUGGCUAGCAUUGCGGCUUCACUUUUCUUGCUCGGAAUGGGUGUGGCUAAUUUGUUGGCAAGUGUUAUACUGACCACAGUUGAAAAGAUAACAAGAAACGGCUCGAAAGAAGGGUGGAUCACCACCAAUAUCAACCAGGCUCGCUAUGAUCUUUACUAUUGGGUUCUCGCACUAAUGAGUUUCGUCAACUUGUUCUACUUUCUUGCUUGUAGCUGGACUUAUGGCCCCUGUGUUGACGAGAAGGUAAAAGUCGACGAGCAUAGUGAUCAUGAGGAGCGAGCUUAAUUAAUUAAUGACGGUUAAUUAAUUAAUACGAAGAGCGAUCGAUCGAGAUCUUUAGUUUGGUACGUUAUUGGAAUCGAUUGUAGAAAGUUCAAUCUAGCUUGCAAAUACUAGAUGUAUAUGUACUUUAAUGAGUUUUGUAAAUGAGAUCUACAUAUCUGAAGAUGCAACUAAUUAAUACGAUCGAGUACAUGCUACUUAAUUAAUUGUAAGUCAUUAUUUGCUUAAA
Messenger RNA from Erigeron canadensis, 1997 nucleotides. RefSeq names its product protein NRT1/ PTR FAMILY 1.2-like. The record is from RefSeq and is a predicted model, not a curated record. Gene Ontology annotation, cellular component: plasma membrane. The coding region runs from base 41 to 1771 and encodes 576 amino acids. Gene Ontology annotation, molecular function: transmembrane transporter activity. NCBI's taxonomy places the organism in Eukaryota, Viridiplantae, Streptophyta, Magnoliopsida, Asterales, Asteraceae. The transcript is spliced from 4 exons. Gene Ontology annotation, biological process: oligopeptide transport; transmembrane transport.